Molecule: messenger RNA, 3093 nt
Organism: Bursaphelenchus xylophilus (pine wood nematode)
Lineage: Eukaryota; Metazoa; Nematoda; Chromadorea; Rhabditida; Aphelenchoididae
Source: the annotation of a GenBank genome assembly
AUGGGUAUUUGUUUCUCGGUAAGUGGAUAUUAUACUUUGCUCGGAGGUGUUUAUUGACUGUAAACGGGGUUUUGUUUGAUGGGUAAAAAGGAAAGAGCUCUCAGAAGAGUUGAGGAAAGUGGGAGAAGAUUGGAUGUUGAUUUCUGUGUGAUGUAAAUUAGACUUACUCGGUUUUCGAAUUGGGUCUAGUGUAAGGUUGGGAGAUCUCCAGUUGUUCCGUAAAAAACAAGGGGAGUGUUGCGUAAAUGUGUUAGAAAGGUCGUCAGCGACGUAAUGCACAGUUUUCUCUUGAAAUUUCUGCGGCUCGACAUAAGUUUGGAAAGCAGAUUUGUUUUAACUUCUGAAAUUCAGGAAGACCUGAGAUUUUCCUAAAGAAAUGGUGGCAAAAUGGUGAUUUUUGAUUGUACCAUGAAGAAUAAGGGUCUGGAAAAUCCCCAAGGCUCUCUGCGUUCAUCCAAAUGGUCAUUGCGACCUUUAAAACUUAUUUUUCAGGUCCUCCGUUGUGGAAAAUGUCAGCACACCAGGUUCUUCCGUUGCGUCUGUCAGAAGGAUAAGUGUCUCAUCGGCAAUGACACACAGGCGAACCUCGAAAGCGGUGGCUCGCGCUCUGUCAGCGUCAGUGAAGCAUCUGCAGCUAGAGUUGACGUUGUGGAUGAAGUGAAUCCGACUCCUUCGGAAGCCGAAGUUGAUGUCCAUAAUGAGUUGUUUGAGUUCGGAAAGAACGAUGAGGAGGAUCACGAGUUUUCGUUCACCAUGACCAAUGCUGGAGAUGAAUUAGAUUCAAAUAUUCCGGCUUUAAUCGUAGAAGAUGUGAGUUUUUAAAUAUUAUUGUUUGGCGUUUAGUGUUUCAUCAAAGAAGUGACGCAAUAGGCGUGAAACACUUUUUGUCACCACAAAUUAUGAUUGCAUAAGAUGUGAGGAAGCACAUUGCGCCUUCUGGUAUUAUUUGUUGAUACAUAGAAGAUCUUUUGUCAAUGAUUUUGAGCUUUUUUUCAGGCACAGCCAAACGAUUCCAUGGCAAAUUUGGAAGCGGCGCAUUUGGAUACAACUGCUCGGAAAAGACAGUUUAAGAACAAAGUUCGAAGGAAUGUUGUGCUGGAGGAACAGUUUGCUGUAAGUUCAAAAAAGGUCUAAUAAGGUUCAUUCGAUGUGUUUCAGUUCCAUCUUACCCCUACCAAUUCGAUGAUUCAAGUCUCUGCUUCAACCCCCGGUGAAAAAUCAACUCAGAAAUCGCAGAAUGACGAUGUCGUAUCUCCAGAAAAGCCCGCGCGGUCCAUUUCUGGUCACCUCUCGUUUGGAUCGUCCAAGUUUUCAUCAUCCAAACAAAACGAGACACCAAAAUCGAGUGUCUCCAGUCCUGCCGAAUUCAACAAAUUGACUCCGAAAUCGAUUAGUCAGCGCCUCAACGUCUCGUUAUCACCAAACAGAAGACCUUUGGAGGUUCUGAAGAGUCAGAACCAGAACAACUUCCCGGCCAUCUUCCAUCCGAGUGUAAUGGAAAAAGGCGAUCAUGGUGGAGAUGAUGUAAGAUUUUGCAAUAUUUUUUUUGCAUUUUUAUGGUAGAAAAAGUGUUAAUCAUCUCGGAAAUUGCACAAAGUAAAGAAGAAUAACAGACAAAUCGAAAAACGUUCACUCAAGAUAGAAAAAAAUAAAUAUCUGCCAUAAUUGGCGGCGCCUUUAAUGUUUACCCCUGGUGUAAGGUAAUUUAUUUCGUCCAUAACUUUUGAUUGAGGUGCCAUACCUUAACUUUUGAGUCUAUGGAAUUGUAGCUUUUUUAAUGCUCUAUCCAAUGGGCAUGAUUUUUAAAAAUUUUAUAAGAAGCCACGGAUGUUACAAGUCAAAAAUGGUGAAAUUUUGAGUUUCUUUCAGAUGAGUUUUAACUUAUUCUCGCAACCUGAGAGCGGAAUCAACGCCUUAAGGAAUGGAAAACUAGACAGGAAGAGACAGCGGGAUCUGCAGGCCCAAAAAAUGCGUGAAUCAAAGCGCCUGAAGCAAUUGGCCGUCGACCAGCCCGAUUCUACAGUAACCCAAAAAAAUGGAAAUUUCAGUGUUUACAUCAAUGAGGUAUGUUUUUUCUUAUAGAUUGGUUUUGUUUUUAGAUAUUACAUAGAAUCGCAUGUGGGCUUUCAAAUUCCGUUGAAAAAUCGAAAAUUGGUCGCGUACUUUUUGAGAAAAUUGGGUUCAAAAUUAGGGUCCUAAAAGUUGCAAAAACAAAGAUGUAUGGCGAAUUAAAGAGAUGACAAACAAGAUCGACAGUUCAUGAGCCGGAAUUUUUAAACCGCCACCACCAACACUAGUUACUACAUAGUAACCCAAACCUAAGUCAAACCAGUCAAAACUUAGUCAAUCCAGCAAAUAUAGUCGACCAAUCUACAUAUACAAUGACGACGGUGGUAACGGUGGUGUUACAUCUUACAGUUAAUUAUAUUUUCCUAUAUUUAUCUCAUUUUGCUUCUUAAUUUAUAGGAUUCUCAAUAAAACUGGAAAAAUCUCAAUUUUUACCCUAAUUAUUACGCAACAGUUGCCAAGAUGCGGUAGUACAGUCCUUUUUUCUGAAAACACAUAAAAUUCUGCACUAAUUUCUGUUUUCACCGGUUGUUUUCACCAAAAACGGAAUUUUUGCCUUCUUCGUAUAAAAUGGCAACCAACAUUCUCACAAACUCGAGCGCAGCUCACAAAAAUAGUUUUUGAAGAAAAUAAAUUGGCGUGUAAAAUGCUCUUCUUGCUGUUUGGAGUAGACGUUUUGUCGAUGUUUUUCUUAAAACUCCCAAAAUAGCACCUUUUUUAUAUUAUCCUUGGCAUCCGUCUAUUACAAUAUAAAAAAGUCUGAAUUCAUACAAUUGUGCUAAUGUUUGUGAAAUUUACGAUUAAAUAUAGCAUUUUCAGGCCUCGAAAGCUUCGGACGACGAAAAAGAAAACGAAUACAAACCGGAACUGCCUCCACCCACACCAACUUCCGAGGUGGAGGACGAAGAAGUUGAAGAUGAGGAAAUCAAAGUCGGCAACGACGAAAAUUGCAACAGUCGUCCCAAAACCAAACGCCGACGCAAGAACAAGAUGAAUCGCAUGAAGAAGAAGGCUCGACGCCACUAA